CAAAUUCUGUGCAACAACAACUACAAACAACAAAAGGUGCAACAAAGUUAAGAAUUUGUGUUUUGCAUAUUGAUAAGACUGCCUACAAAAGAUAUCAUAGCAAAGUUUUUACAUAUAAUUAGGCAAUUAGUUCAAAUACCCCGCCCACAAAAUCAAGUGUGCACUUUAGUGCCAAAAAUGUGUAACAACCACAACAACAACUAGUGUUUAUAAUAAUUGAAAAACAACAAAUACAAAUAAAAGUAAACAGCAUUUAAGCGUUUGGAUUUAUUACGUAAUGGAUUUCAAAUUAGCAACAACAACUACAACAACAUCAGCAGCAGCAGCUACACAACAACUAAGGCAACACGGAUAUGCAUUUAAACAAUGAUAACAAUGAUCAAGUGAAACUUUAAAUACAACAACAGCUAGCAGCCUAAGCAAUACAACAACACAAAAGCGCACUUAAGCUUAGCAUUAAGAAGCAAAUAGCAACAACAAUUAGCUGUAAAUUUAAAAUGCAUGGACAUCAUCAUCAUCAACAGCAGCCGCAGCAGCAGCAACAGCAGCAGGCGCUGCCGCCGCCGCAACAAGUGCAACAAAUGUCCGCCACAAUGAAGAUGGCCGGCAAUCCACAGCAGCAGCAGCAGCAGCAACAACAAACACACAUAGCCAUACAGCAACAGCAUCCACAUCCGCAUCAUCCGCAUCAUGCACAGCAUCCACAUCAUCAUGCAAAGCUGCUGCGACGCUCGCGCAGUCGCAGUCGGAGUCCAACGCCGGAUGGCACACAGGAUUACGAUGUGACGCGCAUGCGCGAGGAGGACUUCGAGCGUCUGGCCGUAUAUCUGGUGCCCGACGUGCAGGCGGAGCGCGGCCUGCCCAAUCGUGCGGAUAAGACGCUGCCGCGCAGCCUGACGCUCAAGUCCUCCAUGGUCUACUCAACGCCAAAUGUUAAGACUGAAGGAGUUUGGAGCAGCGGAGUCAUACCGCGCGGCACACGCUUUGGCCCAUUCGAAGGCAUUCCAACCUCAAAUUAUCCAAAUGAUAAGAAUAAGGCGCGAUAUUUCUGGCGGGUGCAGGGAACACGCCACAUAACCUACGGGAAUAUUAAGAUCUUCAAAGAUGAUGAUUAUUAUUAUCUGGACGGCUCGGAUCGUUCCCAAUCGAAUUGGAUGCGCUAUGUAGCCUCGGCGUACAGCUUGUCGGUCAUGAAUCUGGUUGCGUGCCAGCAUCAGGAGAACAUCUAUUUCUAUACCACCCGCGACAUAUUGCCCAACGAGGAGCUGAUGGUCUGGUAUUGCAAGGAUUUUGCCAGCCGCUUGGGCUACGAUGUGGAUCCGGAGCGCACCAUAUUCGGUGCCUGCAAGCAGGACGUGGAUGUCGAGGAGGAGGAAGAUGAGGACGAGGAGCUGGCGCACAAGAAACCCCAUUAUGCAAUGGCCGCACCUGAAAUACCCGCCGAGGUGGCUGUUAGUCACAUCACCUAUGUCAUGGGUCUCCAUCUGCCAGGUGCGCCGCCGGCAGCAGCUGCUCCUCCGCCAACAACAACAACAACAGCUGCCCAAUGUUGUCGACGCGCCAGUCCGCCUGCCCAUGUCAGCACCACCAGCAACCACAACAACAACAACAACAGCAGCAGCUCCAACUCGCUGCAUCCGCAUAUACAGCACAGCCGGCACGCGUCCGUGAUCAUUGGGCAGGAUCGUUCGCCGCUGAACAGCAGCGGCUGCGACAAGGAGACGGCUGGGUCGCCGUUGUGCGGCAAGGAUGCGCACUAUGAGCAUCAGCUGACGCCGCAGGAUGGCAGCGUGCGGUCGGUGCGCUCCGAUGAGGGCUACCACAGCAACGAGUGCCAGGAGGAUGGCCUGACGCCGCCGGAGGAUUCCAGCGACAGCGAGAGCGAGCACAACUAUGUGCUCGACUGCUCCAAGAAGGCGAUUGCGCCCAAGGAGACGGUCAUUGCGCAGGCGCAAAAGCCCAGCAGUGUGACGCCGCCAGCCACCACGCCCACCGUCGCCGCCGUCGCCACGCCCAGCUGUGAGUCGGACAAGAACGAGUUCCGCAAAUUCAAGGUGAAAAUGCCGUUAAAGUACGAGUUCAAAAACAAGAGCUGUGUGAAAACGGAACCGCUCAAGGACGUGGAUGAGCAUCUGCCGCCAGCCGGCGUCGGCUUGGAGGAGGAGGAGCUGCACGAGUUGCAUGCGGCAGCGGCGGCGGCAGCAGCAGCGGCGGCAGCGGCAGCGCAUUCCGAGGACUCGCUGUGCCCGCCCACCACCACAACAACGCUAGGCGAGGAGCAGCACCAGCACCAGCAGCAUCUGGAGCCAACCAACACACAGCCCGCCUCCUCGACGGUAAUUGUGUUGGAGCACAACUCGGGUGGCCAGACGCGCACCAUUGUGCCGCUAAGCAAGCCCUACUACGAGGCCGAUCCACCUGGUGAGCGCUAUGUGCGCUUCACCCAGCCCAGCUCGAGCAUACUGGAGACCAUACUGACCAGCCAGCAUCGCCUGGAAGCCGCCGCCGCCGCAGCCAAUGCCUGCAGGCAGGCGAACGCAGCGACACCGCCGCCCACCUCGCCCACGGAGAUGGCCUACAGCUACAAGAAGUCGCAGCGCUAUGGCAAUGCCGUCAGUCCCGAUUCCAGCUCCAAUCUGGGUCAGCCCCAGGAGCUGAGCGGCGCGCACGUUGUGAGCGAGCAGGAGCUCAGCCUGAGCCGCGCUACGCUGAUCAAAGGCGAGUGUUCGCCGCCACCCGUCGCCUCGCAUCAUCAUCACAAUGUCAUAUAUUCGCCGACGAGGACACAUCAUGCCGCCUACGAGCCGGGCAGCCAUUCGCCCAGCUAUGCCGGCUAUGUGGGCUACCCGGGCGCGCAGUCCAUGCAUGCGGCCACCUCCACGUUCCACUCUCCGCCGCACAGCUCGCACUCGCCCUUCGAUCGCCAGUCGAACGCGUCCAGCGGCGGCGGCUCCGCCUCCAAUUUACAUCUGCUGCAGAGCAGCACCCAAAUGCUGAACCAUCCGCUGAUGCAGCCGCUGACGCCGCUGCAGCGUCUCUCGCCGCUGCGCAUCUCGCCGCCCAGCAGUCUCAGUCCGGACGGCAACUCGUGCCCGCGCAGCGGCAGCCCCCUGAGUCCCAAUUCGCUGGCCUCGCGCGGCUACCGCUCACUACCGUAUCCGCUGAAGAAGAAGGAUGGCAAAAUGCACUACGAGUGCAAUGUGUGCUGCAAGACCUUUGGCCAGCUGAGCAAUCUCAAGGUGCAUCUGCGCACCCAUUCCGGGGAGCGGCCGUUCAAGUGCAAUGUAUGCACGAAGAGCUUCACCCAGCUGGCGCAUCUGCAGAAGCAUCAUCUGGUGCACACGGGCGAGAAGCCGCAUCAGUGCGACAUCUGCAAGAAGCGCUUCUCCAGCACGUCCAAUCUGAAGACGCAUCUACGGCUGCACAGCGGCCAAAAGCCGUACGCCUGCGAUCUCUGCCCGCAGAAGUUUACGCAAUUCGUCCAUCUGAAGCUGCACAAGCGUCUCCACACAAAUGAUCGGCCAUAUGUGUGCCAGGGCUGUGACAAGAAGUAUAUCAGCGCCUCCGGCCUGCGCACGCACUGGAAGACCACAAGCUGCAAGCCCAACAAUCUGGAGGAGGAACUGGCCAUGGCGGCGGCAGCCACCUCCGAGUGCCUGGACAAGGAUUUGCCGGAGCCGGACUCGCGCGAGGCCUAUGAGCAGCUGCAGCAGCAUAUGCAUCCAGUUCAUCCGAGCCUGCGUCAUUUGGCCGGCGCUCAGUCGCCGCCGCGUCUCAUUCCACUGGGCGGCAAUGGACAGCAGCACAUGCACAUGCAGCAGCUGCAGGGCCACCAGCCCCAUGCGCAGGCGAGCAAUGCGCCGCCGGGCCACCUAAUGCACUCGCCACACGGCGGCCCGCCUAUGCUGCUGACCACAGCCAAUCAGCUGCCGCCGCCAACAACGCCACACCACCUGCAACAGCAGCAACAGCAACAGCAGCAGCAGCCGCCACAGGCCUCGCCCGGCCGACAGCCGCCAACGCAUCAGCAACAGCAGCAGCAGCAGCAGCAACAGCAGCAGCAGCAGCAUCUGGGGCCACCGCAUCAUCUGGCACAGCACUCGCCCAAGUCGCUGAAGCCGCUGCCGGACGCUGGCUAUCUGCAUGGGCCGCUCGUGCAGACGCAGGAGAAUCGACCCUCGGUCAUCGAGUCCUCCAGCCAGCCCAUGAUCAUUGAGUGCACGUAGAUCCGGCAUUCAAGUAUCCGUAACUGUAAUUCAAGUGCAAUACAACAGCAACAACAACACACCUAGAAGUUAAGAGAACCGUACGGAAGCGGACAGACGUUACCUAACUGCAGCACACACAAGCACACAUAACGGUAUUAUUAUUAGAUUGUACAUAGGCAGGCGGGCCCAAAACAAAACCCUACAAACCCACUCAAAAUUUAUUAAAGAAAACCAACUCAUUUCGCGCUAUGAAAAACUAGAUCUCAACAAUUGGCAGUCCCUCAGCAAAAAAAAAAAAAAAAAA
This is a messenger RNA of Drosophila novamexicana, 4512 nucleotides long. RefSeq lists its product as uncharacterized. Lineage: Eukaryota; Metazoa; Arthropoda; Insecta; Diptera; Drosophilidae. The transcript is spliced from 6 exons. Gene Ontology annotation, biological process: regulation of transcription by RNA polymerase II; cell fate commitment. Gene Ontology annotation, molecular function: RNA polymerase II cis-regulatory region sequence-specific DNA binding; histone deacetylase binding; DNA-binding transcription repressor activity, RNA polymerase II-specific. The record is from RefSeq and is a predicted model, not a curated record. Gene Ontology annotation, cellular component: nucleus; cytoplasm. The coding region runs from base 498 to 4226 and encodes 1242 amino acids.